Messenger RNA from Chaetomium globosum CBS 148.51, 1500 nucleotides. RefSeq lists its product as uncharacterized. The coding region runs from base 1 to 1500 and encodes 499 amino acids. The transcript is spliced from 3 exons. The record is from RefSeq and is a predicted model, not a curated record. Lineage: Eukaryota; Fungi; Ascomycota; Sordariomycetes; Sordariales; Chaetomiaceae.
AUGUUGGUCCCUGAAGAUUACAAAAAGCUCGACGCCGCUUAUGAGCGGCUCCGCAUUGGGGACGAACGGUAUCAGGAGGAGUGGCGCGAAUACUGUUGCUUGAAGACAUUAACGUUUUCGUACACCCCUAAGCAACAGGAAUAUAACCCAGCAGAGUUCGCCCGUACUUGGAAUGCGGCUUUCGCCCUAGACCCCCAUGCCACGACUGGUACUUUCCGCGCUGGCGGAAGGAUAUUGAAUAUAUCAGGAAUACACGUUUGGGAGUUCGCCUUAUUCGCGUCAUUCCCCGAGUUUCACAACCGCGCUUUCGUCGAUUUCAAUCAGUUCAUUUCAUACUACGUGGACCAACUUCGGCACAAGGCCAGCGAGCUAGAGUCGUGGGGCUAUGAUAGACACCCUGAUGUGCAUCCCUCAGUAAUAUAUGCGCUGGUAGAAAACGCAAGAGUUGUCGCGAGGACAUUGCACCGAUUUACAUCGCCAAACCACGACAUUGGCGGAGACGGCAAGAACGAAGAAACAAGAAAUAAUCGAGCACACAUCGAGGCCAUCCAUCGGGAGCAUGUAACCCUCCUUAAAAACCAGGAGUUACUGAUGACGAGCGGGAAGUUCUCUCGUGUUGUUGCCUCUGCCAUGGCAAGGAUGCCAGAUGCACGGGACCUACAGUUCGGUGAAGCAGGUAUUGGCAGUAGGCCCAUACUAUGGCCCAACAACCUCAACGUCGGGGACAUCGUAUUCAAGUCUAUGCGUCUCCCGAUGUCCAAUUCAAAAAUGCUGAGGCACGCUCUUGGGCUUUCCAGUUACCAAUGCUUGGUCCAACUGAUGAUUGCUCUCAGACACGAGGGUGUUUUACUCAAUGGGAUCGAUAUUGGCCUGUGCCCUAUAAGAACUCCCGGGAGUCUGGCGCUUCCCCUGGACAUUCGGAAAAAGCUCUCGUUGAGUAUGCAACAGUUGAUGAACUUUAACAUCACAGUCCAUUCUGAGGGCCUGCCGCACCACCCGCCCGGGGCUGAUCUCAACGACUUCUUAUCCGCUUGCCUGGACACCUCCAGCCUACAAGAUGUCGGCCUCUUUACACACUCCAACACCUACGCGAAUAACACGGAGGAGGCAAUAGAUGUGGGAAAAGCCCUGGAGUCGAGGGCCCGGGAGAAGCUCACUCAUGUCGUCAUUGAAGGGUCGUCAGUCCACCUAUCCGAGCUAAUAGCCUUCCUCGACGCAUUGCCCGAGUCGAUAACCCGGCUCGGACUGUCUACUAUCCGCUUGUGCAGCGGCACCUGGAAAGAGGCUCUGGAUGAGCUUCGGAACAAGCAGUAUCAUGUCAAGAAAAAUAUUCUUAGGAUUCCCAGAGGCGCAGAGGUUAACUCCAUGUCAUGGAGAAAACAAGGAAAUAUAUUUGGCCACAAUCUCGACCACGACGGCACAUCUGACCGCGUCAAGGUCAGCGAAGUGGACCGUUACAUCGCCGGCCAAGAUAUGCAGCAAACCAAUCCGCUGCUAUAG